This is a messenger RNA of Penicillium cinerascens, 1494 nucleotides long. RefSeq names its product cytochrome P450. The transcript is spliced from 5 exons. Bases 1 to 1494 code for a protein of 497 amino acids. NCBI's taxonomy places the organism in Eukaryota, Fungi, Ascomycota, Eurotiomycetes, Eurotiales, Aspergillaceae. The record is from RefSeq and is a predicted model, not a curated record. Gene Ontology annotation, molecular function: heme binding; monooxygenase activity; oxidoreductase activity, acting on paired donors, with incorporation or reduction of molecular oxygen.
AUGCUUCAAUCAAUCACCGUGUCACUGGAUAUAAAGUCUGUUCUAGGACUAGCUAUUUCCUCGAUAAAUCUUUACCUUCUGACGAGAGGCAUCUAUAAUGCUUACUUCCACCCAUUGAGUCGAUUUCCCGGCCCAAUCGCCCAUGCCGUCUCUCGGCUCCCAUAUUGCUACCGUGCAGCCAACGGUACUCUGCCAUUUGAUAUGCUGGAACUGCAUAAAACGUAUGGCGAUAUUGUGCGCAUCGCACCGGAUGAACUUGCUUUCUCACACCCCGAUGCCUGGAAGGACAUAAUGGGCCACAAGAAUGGAGUACCCGAGAUGGGCAAGGCUGCCUGGUUUCACCGCCCUGUUGAACAAUCUUUGCACAUUGUCAAUGAAGACAAUGAAGAGCACAGACAGUUGCGUCGACAGAUGGCUCAUGGCUUCUCCGAGAAAGGAAUGCGAGACCAAGAGCCCAUGAUCAGAAAAUAUGUUGAUAUUUUGCUGGAAAAGCUACACGAGGGUGCCAAACUUGGCAAGUCCCUUGUUCUUUCCGACUGGUACAAUUUUACCACUUUCGACAUCAUCGGUGAUUUGGCGUUCGGUGAGCCAUUUGGCUGUCUGGAAGGGUCGAACUAUGAUGGCUGGAUCCAAAGCAUUUUUGAUUCAGGGCGCCUGGGCACAAUUCUGCAAGCUCUGUCAUUCUAUCCAUCCCUCAAACGGCUCUUGUUGUCUCUUGUCCCGCAGUCUCUGAAAGAUGCUCAAAAGAAGCAUAAAGAUCUGACCAAAGCUAAAAUGUUGCGCCGGAUGGCUAUUACUAAAGAACGUCAUGACCUCAUCGAGGGUCUGCUGAAAAGGAAAGAUGAGCUGGAACUCAAUGUGGAGAAACUUGUUGCAAAUGCCAAAAUCCUGAUCAUUGGUGGUUCUGAAACCACGGCAUCUUUGUUGAGUGGAGUGACCUACCUGCUCCUCACAAAUCCCGAAGCCUACGAAAACUUGAAGGGUGAGGUUCGUUCAACAUUCAAGAGCCAGGACGACAUCAACUUGAUUAGUGUCAACAAGCUUCCAUACAUGCUAGCCUGCCUUGACGAAGGAAUGCGCAUGUAUCCUCCCAUCGCCAAUGGUCUCCCUCGGGUCUGCCCACAAGGUGGAUGUACCGUCCUGGGCGAAUACAUCCCGGAAGAUACUUAUCUCUCUAUCCAUCAAUGGGCGCUUUACCGCCGUCACGAAUAUUUCAAGGAGCCUAACACAUACCACCCCGAACGUUGGAUGGGAGAUCCUCGAUUUGAGAGCGAUCGCCGUGAUGCCUUUCAGCCAUUCCAUCUCGGCCCGAGAAAUUGUCUCGGAAGAAAUCUUGCAUACAGUGAAAUGCGUCUCAUUCUUGCGCUAAUAAUUUACAAUUUCGAUAUGAAGAUUGCAGAUGAAAGUCGGGGCUGGAUUAUACAAAAGAAUUUCUUAUUGUGGCAAAAGGGUCCCUUGAAGGUGUAUUUGACACCAAGGACGGAGGCUUCUUAA